Myripristis murdjan (pinecone soldierfish) is the source of this 2574-nucleotide messenger RNA. RefSeq names its product schwannomin-interacting protein 1. NCBI's taxonomy places the organism in Eukaryota, Metazoa, Chordata, Actinopteri, Holocentriformes, Holocentridae. The record is from RefSeq and is a predicted model, not a curated record. Bases 216 to 1160 code for a protein of 314 amino acids. Gene Ontology annotation, cellular component: plasma membrane; cell junction. The transcript has 8 exons. Gene Ontology annotation, biological process: positive regulation of hippo signaling.
UUUUAUGCAACACAGUAGUUUGACCUCUGCUUAUCUUUGUUUCAGCCUGAUUGCUACUUUCGCAUUUUCAUGUCAGGCAUCUGAGGAGUGGUUGCAUCGCUACAGUGAAUAUUUAAGUGAUUAUCCUCAGUCUGUCUCUGGCCACAUUCCCAGCCAGGAGUCUAGGUCCCUCCCACAAAGCUGAAAUUUGCUCCUCCCACUCCUCAGACGUCUGUAUGGAGGACUAUGACAUGGACAUGGAUGAAGAAGAGGAGGGAGAGCUAUUCAUAAAAAAGGGCACAAGACAUUGGUGGGAGGACUCUGGAGAUAAUGACAGCUCUGACAUUCAGCACAAGAGAGGGGGAAGAGGCUGCAUGGUAAACAGUUGCAGUUGGGCUGAGGAGCUCCAGGAUAUCUUCGCACCACAGGCAGAAGAUUGCUAUAGUGGGAGUCGACCCAGGCUGUCCAGCAUCUCUGCCCAGCGCAAUGAGAGAGAGUCCAUCAGGCAGAAACUUGCCCUUGGCAGUUUCUAUGACGACGAGCCAGUCAUUUACACCAGCUGCAGCAAGAACGGCCCGUCCUCCCGGCUGCAGACUGGGGUGAACCUGCAGGUGUGUUUUGUCAACGACAGUAGCAGUGACAAAGACAGUGAUGCCGAGGACAGCAGGACAGAGACCAGCCUGGAUACACCGCUAUCCCCCAUGAGUAAGCAGAGCUCGUCUUUAUCAGACCGAGACACAGCAGAGGAGGACUCGGACCCGUUAGAUGACUGCGGCGGGUUCUGGAGGGUCCAGCGGAGGCUCCAGGAAGAGGCCCGGGUAGCUCUAGCUCUGGCACGACCCAUGGCCCGCAUGCAGGUCGAGGUGGAGAGGCAAAUCCAGCUGCACAGACGUUCACCAGUGGCCGAUUUGCUGCCCCAUCUGCCCCACAUCAGCGAGGGCUUGAUGAAGAGAAAUCUGAGGAGAGGAGACAUGAGGGACAUGAGUCUCGGCCAGCUGCAAGUCAUCACCAACGACUUACACUCACAGAUACAGAGUCUAAAUGAAGAGCUGGUGCAGUUGCUGCUGAUGAGGGAUGAACUCCAUGUGGAGCAGGACGCCAUGCUGGUGGACAUAGAAGACCUCACCAGGCACGCCCAUACUCAACAAAGACACCUGGCAGAGAAAGCUGUCUCCAAAUAGACAACCUGUCUGUCUGUCAGCCUGCCCCCCCCCUUACUUUCUCCGUUCAACCUUGCACUCCAUUGACUGUCACCGGUGUUACCAAUGAAACUCCAUCUGUACUGUCUUUGGAGAAUUAAAACAUCAUAUUAACACACAAACACACACACACACUCACACACUACGGGAAGCUGUCAGAGGACAUAGUCAUUUUAGCAGGACAACAGGAUAUUUUUUUGAAGAAGCUGAGUGAUCACUGCUUUUGUCAUGGCCGUGGUUUAUGCAGGCUUCUUACCUCCACCCACAGUGAAACUGACCAUGCCAUAUUUAAUAGACUUAUAGGGAAUCCUCUCAACUUAAUUCCAUCCCUACCUCUGAUUUUCCUCAUUAUGGUCUAGCAUGGUAUGCUUGCAUACACAGAAGUAUGCUGGGUGAGAAAGAAACCCUGUUACUUGCCUCUGUAAAAGUGGUGAUAAAUAAUAGAAGGGCCACACAGAAGGGAGCCCAUGAAUUAUAAAGUUUGUAUCCUGAUGACAGUCUCAAUAAUAAUCCCAGGAGCUAUUGGUUUGUCUGUAGGUUGCCCUGUUCAAUCAGCUCCAUGCUUCUUCCUAUCACUAAGGGUAUACUGCAUUGUAGCUGUUAGAACUCAAUAAUAUACUCCUGCUAUUUGAGAUGUUGCAGUACACAGUUAUGAACACUUACCUGUGCAAGAUUUGCAGCUUAGCUUCACAAUGGUGUUUAAAUGUUGCAACCAAGUGCACCAUGCAAGGUCUUGUAUGGAUCAUUUAGACACACAAAUGGAUGUAACUGAUUAGCUGCUGUUGCACAAUUUCCACAUGCUUUAAUGUUAUGUAUUUAGAGCUUUACUGGGUAUCAGUUUGAGCUUAAUUUAGCCAAAAUUGCAUUUUGUCAGGAUGUAUUGAUCUUCUCUCUGUCUGUGUGAUAAACACAAUCAAAAGCUGUGGGUUCAGAAAAAAAUACAUUCUGGCAACGUUCAAACUCGAGGGGAGGCAUGAUAAAUGUCAGUGUUGGUGUGUACCUCAUGGGCAGCCCCUACAACAUGCAAUGUGAAUCUUGUUAUAUCCUAUGUACUUAUGCACAUGAAAGGGGGAAAUCCUCAGAAAUGUAAUACAAAUGUAUCAAUAGAUUCAAAAGUUAUAGCCUACAACUUUUACUAUUUUAUCUGUUCAAAAGGUUUAUGGAAUUUAUGGACAUAUAUGGGAAAAAAGACUUUAUUAAAUGGAUGAAAAACAUGCCUUGUUGUUUGGUGUUUAAUAGUUUUUUCUCACUCAUUCUCAGCUUUUUAAGAAUGUCAUUUAACACUCUCUACAUUAGGCUUUCUUUUUUUCUAUUGUAAAGUACUCUUCCUUGAUAAAUGUAUUGUAUAACAUUUGUGGGGGGAAAAAUCAAAUAAUAAAUGUUUCAAGUGUGUUAA